AUGGUUGUGGGGAAUUGAUGGUGAUACUUCAGUCCAUCCUUCGGCCGGGAGAAAAACGAAGCCUCCAACUUGCCGCCAAGUCAACCUCCUUGGCUUUUACCUUUGAAAAUGUCCUGCCGGGCAAGUACAAAAUGAGCAUCAUCCAAGAAGACUGGUGUUGGAAGAAUAAAUCCUUGGAGAUAGAAGUUGUGGAAGAGGAUGUAUCGGGCAUCGAAUUCCGUCAAACGGGUUAUAUGCUGCGAUGUUCUCUUUCCCACGCCAUUACUUUGGAAUUCUACCAAGAUGGAAACGGACUGGAAAAUGUUGGUGUUUACAACCUAUCCAAAGGUGUGAACAGGUUCUGCCUCUCCAAGCCAGGUGUGUAUGAAGUAACACCCCGCUCCUGCCACCGAUUUGAACACGAAUACUACACCUACGACACGUCCGCUCCAAGUAUCUUGACCUUGACUGCAAUUCGUCACCACGUGCUUGGAACAAUUACCACGGACAAACUGAUGGAUGUGAUGGUGACCAUUCGAUCUGGAGAGAAAAUCACGGUGACCCCAUCCUCUAAAGAGCUUCUUUUCUACCCUCCUUCCAUCGAAACCGUGGUCAGUGGUGAAAGCUGUCCUGGGAAGCUGAUAGAGAUAUACGGCAAAGCGGGUCUCUUCCUGGAAGGGCAGAUUCACCCCGAAUUGGAGGGAGUUGAGAUCAUCAUUUCUGAAAAAGGAGCGCCUUCCCCCCUGAUCACGGUUUUCACAGACGACAAAGGGUCCUACAGAUUAAAUCUGAAGAUGGCCAUCCCCUUGCAGGAGUUCUCCUUUCGCUCAGUGGCGGUACCUUUCGCUCCAACCUCCUGACUCAGGACAACGGCAUGCUGACGUUCCCCAACUUGAGUCCUGGUCAGUACUACUUCAAACCAAUGAUGAAAGAGUUUCGCUUCGAACCCUCAUCUCAGAUGAUCGAAGUUCAGGAGGGACAGAAUCUUAAAAUCGCCAUUGUUGGUUACCGUACGGCUUACAGCUGCUACGGCACCGUUUCUUCUCUGAACGGGGAACCUGAGCAAGGGGUUGCAGUGGAAGCGGUAGGACAGGGGGAGUGUGCCCUCUACGGAGAAGACACCAUCACAGAUGAAGAGGGGAGAUUCCGGCUACGGGGUCUGCUGCCAUCCUGCCUGUAUCACAUUCAACUGAAAGCCGAAGGCAACGAUCACAUUGAAAGAGCCCUCCCACACCAUUCGGCUAUUCAGGUCGGCAGCGAUGACGUCGACAAUGUGAACAUCGUGGCUUUUCGCCAAAUCAACCAAUUUGAUCUGAGCGGAAACGUGAUCACCACUUCUGAGUACCUCCCUACCUUAUGGAGAAAACUGCCAGAGCAGGAUAUUGCCCAAGGAUCCUACAUCGCUCUUCCGUUGACUCUGCUGCUUUUGUUAGCUGGCUACAAUCACGAUAAGUUGAUUCCCUUGCUGCUCCAGUUAACCAGCCGUCUCCAAGGGGUGUGUGCUCUGGGGCAGGCGGGGGCCGAUACAGGAGGCCUGGAGGAUAUCAAGAGGCAAGCCAAGAAACAGAAGACGAGACGGACGUGAGAAUGGAUGUCCCAAUCAGUUGUGUUGGUUUCACUUACUCCUCUUUUCGCUUGGCUGCUAAAGUGAGACUCUCCGGGUUACAGCAAAGAAAUCCUUUGCACUGGACACCUGGAUUCAGAGUUGCCUUGUCACGGGUAUGAUUUUUUUUUUACAUGGAGUAUCUUGAAUGUCACAGAAGCCCUUUUAAGAGAGAGCCUCUGUCCUAAAAGGCAGUGUUGGGGGUUAUCAAUUACGGUCAGGCUUGAAAGAACGAUGAGCAAUUAAAUUUGUUUUCACCUCCAA
This is a messenger RNA of Thamnophis sirtalis, 1846 nucleotides long. Lineage: Eukaryota; Metazoa; Chordata; Lepidosauria; Squamata; Natricidae. The record is from RefSeq and is a predicted model, not a curated record.